UCCCGUGUUCUCUCUGGCUGCCUCCUCUCGUUCCGGCUCUUAUCCCCCGCCCUAGGGUUUGCCUCAUUGGAGCAUCCCAUCUCGGCGAAGAAGCGGAAGACGCGGAGGGCGACAAUGAGCAACGACAAUCACCAAGAUGGCUUCAAUCUCUCCGAUCUCCGUGCCGCUAUGAGCGAGGAGGAUAGAGUCGGUCUGGUCAAUGCUCUAAAGGACAAGCUCCAGAGCCUCGCAGGGAAGCAUACGGAUGUUCUGGAGACGCUUAGCGCGGCGGUCAGGAAGCGCGUCGAGGUGCUGAGGGAGAUUCAGAACCAACACGAUGAGCUUGAGGCAAAGUUUUUUGAGGAAAGGGCUGUACUAGAAGCUAAGUACCAGAAACUUUAUGAGCCCUUGUAUUCUAAGAGAUAUGAGAUUGUGAAUGGUGUUGUCGAAGUUGACGGCAUUAAAAAUGAAUCUUCGGUUGAAACCCUUGCUGAGGAUAAAGCCAGUGAAGAAAAAGGUGUGCCAGAUUUUUGGCUCACUGCUCUGAAAACAAAUGAAGUGCUAGCUGAGGAGAUUCAAGAGCGUGAUGAGGAAGCUCUCAAGUAUCUAAAGGACAUAAAAUGGUGCAGAAUUGAUAAUCCUAAGGGUUUUAAACUUGAAUUUUUUUUCAAUUCUAACCCUUAUUUCAAGAACAGUGUUCUGACAAAAACGUAUCACAUGAUCGAUGAACAUGAACCAAUCUUGGAGAAGGCAAUUGGUACGGAUAUUGAAUGGUUUCCAGGGAAGUGUGUGACUCAGAAAAUUGUUAAGAAGAAGCCAAAGAAGGGUUCAAAGAAUGCUAAACCCAUAACAAAAACUGAAGAUUGUGAGAGUUUUUUCAACUUCUUUAAUCCACCAGAAGUACCAGAUGAUGAUGCUGAUAUUGAUGAAGAGACUGCUGAGCAGUUGCAGAGUCAGAUGGAAUUAGAUUAUGAUAUUGGGUCCACAAUUAGAGACAAGAUAAUUCCCCAUGCAGUUUCAUGGUUCACGGGGGAGGCUGUUCAAGAUGAUGACGCAGAAAUAGAGGAUGAUGAGGAUGGUGAAGAUGAAGAGGAUGAAGAUGAAGAUGAAGAUGAAGAUGAUGAGGAUGAGGAUGAGGAUGAUGAAGAUGAAGAUGAAGAAGAGAAUGGCAAGUCCAAGAAAAAGUCGGCUACAAGGCAGAAGAAGAGUGGAGGGGAGCAACUCGAUCGGCCCGCCGAGUGCAAACAACAGUAAAAUGUUCUAUAACGUGUUUUAUAAUGGAUGAAGUGUCUUCUAGCGUGUGUAGUUGUGGAGGAUCCUUACAGAGUUUUCUGAUUUUUCAUUUAAACUCCGUAUAGAGUGUAGUCAUGGAGGAUUAUUUGCAUAGAUUUGUUGGGACGAUCCGUUCAAUGUUUUCCAACUGUAGCGUUAUGAUUGUCUUCAGUCCAUUGACUGGGGAAACUCUCUGCUACGAUGACAAUAAGUCACUGCAUUAUUUAUCCAAGCAGUCACCAUCUUUGUUUUGCA
Molecule: messenger RNA, 1506 nt
Organism: Musa acuminata AAA Group (dessert banana)
Lineage: Eukaryota; Viridiplantae; Streptophyta; Magnoliopsida; Zingiberales; Musaceae
Product: nucleosome assembly protein 1;2-like
Exons: 12
Coding region: 115-1233 (372 amino acids)
Biological process (GO): nucleosome assembly
Cellular component (GO): nucleus; chromatin
Molecular function (GO): histone binding; chromatin binding
Source: RefSeq, a predicted model, not a curated record